Molecule: messenger RNA, 1164 nt
Organism: Trichoderma aggressivum f. europaeum
Lineage: Eukaryota; Fungi; Ascomycota; Sordariomycetes; Hypocreales; Hypocreaceae
Exons: 2
Coding region: 1-1164 (387 amino acids)
Source: RefSeq, a predicted model, not a curated record
AUGCUCAAGCUUCGGACGGAUCAGACUAGGGACUAUCCCACCUCGACAAACCAACAGAGCAACACAAAUCUUGAGACAACAGACCCCUCAACAUCAGCCCAGACUAUCAAAACUACUAGCCUUAGAUCCCAAACACCAGGCCACUCGGAGAGUAUCAAGCCGUCCCUUUGGGAUCGCGCAUACGACGACCUUAAGAAAACGGACGGACAGCUAGUUGAAGAAUAUGAAAAGCUGCUCUCUAUCGAGUUGCGAACCAACACGGGUCAGAAGCUCGCCCUACCAAUCGACCAUGAUGACAACUUCUAUGAAACAAUGACGACAACUGAGAAUCGAAUCAAUAGUACGAACCCCAAUAAGCGCCUAGAGCAACUGAAGACAAUCACCGAUCGCGGGCUUGGACAAUUGGAAGACGGGAGGACGAAAUAUCGUAUAUUCGGUCACGACUUCAUUCCACACAAUAAGCUAGCGCAGGCUACUCGAUUUAUACAAAACAUCAGAAACAUCAUUGAUGAAGCUGUCAGACUAUCACCCCAUGCCUCCUUGGCGUGGGCUGGUGUCUGUGUCCUUCUGCCUCUCUUCAUGAAUUCCAGUAUUGCAGAAGAGGCGAGUCGCGACGGUUACUUGUACGUCACCUCUCGCAUUCAAUUCUACCUCAAGUUGGAGCCUCUGUUAUUAUCAUCAUGCGACAAAUUUCAGACCUUUGAGAUAAAUAAGGAGCUUGAGAACCGCCUCAUAGCACUUUACCAACAAGUCAUUGAGUUUCAGAUGAAAACCGUGCGGCGUGUCUAUCUAACACGACUUGUCAGAUAUACAGAGGACACUACCGGGCAUGAAGAUUGGAAGGACAUGAAGGCAAAAAUCCAACAGUCAGAAGAGAUUCUUAUCAAUGAUUCCAAGUUGGUCAACGAUGUGGUCACAAGGGGAGAGCUGAAGAAGCUUAGCGAAAAUGCAAAGGGGUUCUUUGCGGACAUCACAUCCAUUCUGACUCCCUUGGUCAAGGAUAGCUGCAAGGGACCAACUUUGCACUUUCGGAAUGAAGGUUCAGGCACUCAAUACAACACAACAGGGGGAGUCCAGCAUAAUGGGACAGUCAAUGGUAAUAAUUUCUCCGGGGCAACCUUUGGAGGGCCUCUGAAAUUUAAUCAGGGUGAAGCCUGUCGAUAA